AUGGAGGCCUCUACGAUUGCUGACGACUCUCAGAAAGAUCCAGAUGUUGCAGACUCCUGCGUGGACGAUGACUCCUCCACUGAUGAAUCUGCGUCCCUGGGUGAACAUCUUAAAAAGGGACGGUCUCGUAAACGAGCACGAGAUCCAAGUCAAUGGAAAGCUAAUGUACGGAAGAGGCUAUGCCAGGAAGGGAAACCCUACCUUUCUGUUAGGAAAAAGAUGGUAACAGGGAGAGAAAUAAAGAAUUUGAAAAACUGUCAUACGUCUUGCAGGUUUAAAUGCAUGGAAAACAUUAGCCAGGAAGACAGGGUUCAGAUUCAUGAUGCUUAUUACCAGUUGAAUCAAAACCGUAAAUAUGAUUUCAUUGCUACAACUACAAGUUACGGUAAGACAGACAGGCCCACUGGAAAGGGCCCCUCCCGGAGGAAGAAAUCAAUUAGAUAUUUCUUCUUCCUUUCCGAGAAGAAAAUGCGUGUUUGCAAGCCAUACUAUCUGGGCACAUUAUGUAUUAGUCAAAAGGUCAUAUACAAUGUCCAUGAGAAAAAAGACAAAACUGGUACACCAAAAGCAGACGGAAGAGGCAAGCAUGCCAAGAAAGUCACACAUGAAGAGGUUGUUCAGGGAGUAAAAAAUCAUAUCCUGUCUUUUCCGGCUGUUGAGUCGCACUAUUGUCGUGCAAAAACAGAAAAACGCUACUUGGAAUCGAACUUGAAUGUAACAAAAAUGUACGACCUCUAUGUGGAAAAGUGUAAUGUAGACAAAACGGCUGCUGUAAAGCUCUCUUUCUAUCGUCAUACUUUCAAUUCAAUGAUUCCAGCUCUUGAUUUCCAUAAGCCUAAGUCUGACAGAUGCGACAAAUGUGAGAUAUAUGACACUGCCAAAAACAACAACCUCUUAACUGACACGCUACAGCAAUCUCACCAAUCCCAUGUGAACGAAAAGGAAGCCAUGCGUGAAGAAAGGUGA
Liolophura sinensis is the source of this 966-nucleotide messenger RNA. RefSeq lists its product as uncharacterized. The record is from RefSeq and is a predicted model, not a curated record. NCBI's taxonomy places the organism in Eukaryota, Metazoa, Mollusca, Polyplacophora, Chitonida, Chitonidae. Bases 1 to 966 code for a protein of 321 amino acids. The transcript has a single exon.